AUUAUAGUGAUGAUAAUGAAAAUGUUGAAGACAAAUUAAUUCAAAAAAUUAAUGAAGAAUUAAUGUUGCCAUCAAUUGAAUCAGAAAAAGUAAGGUAUUGGGGUGUGCUCAACCUGACAAGAGAAUCUUUGUAUGGUGUAAAAGAUCUUGAGGAUUCAUUAUUAGAAAAUGUGACAAAAAUUUUUUCUAAAAAAUUAAAUUGGAAUCCCAGUCCUGCACCUGAAGUUCUUCAAAAAUACUUUGAAAAUAAUUGCAUUGACAAUAUAGAUGGCACUUAUAUAAGAAUUAAAUAUAUGGAGAGAUGGGGUGAAUUAGUUACAAAAUCAACAUCUGAUGCAUGUAAUGAGAAUAGUGACCCAUUCAAGAAGUCAAGAAUUGGACACAAGGUAGAUAUGCUUGGAACAUUAAUCAGAGGAUUUGAAAUCAAUAUUUAUGCUAUGCAAUGGUAUGAAAAUGGGAUAUAUCUGUUUGGAAUAUUGGAUAAAACCAUGAUACCAUCAUCAGAUAAUGAUUGUAUACUAUUUGAAGAAUUAUAUUGUGUCUUGAGAGAGUUGGAAGUGAAGUUGUCUGAAACAGAAGAAGUGAUCAAAGAUUUAAAUUCCACAAAUAUGAGAGGAAAAAGAAGAAAACUCUCUGAAUGCAAUUCUCCUAAUUUAAAUGAAGUCAGAACACCAUAA
Messenger RNA from Entrophospora candida, 677 nucleotides. NCBI's taxonomy places the organism in Eukaryota, Fungi, Glomeromycota, Glomeromycetes, Entrophosporales, Entrophosporaceae. The record is from the annotation of a GenBank genome assembly.